Molecule: messenger RNA, 1300 nt
Organism: Panthera uncia (snow leopard)
Lineage: Eukaryota; Metazoa; Chordata; Mammalia; Carnivora; Felidae
Product: pachytene checkpoint protein 2 homolog
Exons: 4
Biological process (GO): reciprocal meiotic recombination; meiotic recombination checkpoint signaling
Cellular component (GO): nucleus; chromosome
Molecular function (GO): ATP hydrolysis activity; ATP binding
Source: RefSeq, a predicted model, not a curated record
GACGGGGGUGGGGGGGGCGGUGAUGGAAUCACUAGGCACCGGCCGACUGGCGCUCACUCCUCUGCCUCCAGGCACUGCAACGUGGUGAUUCUGACCACUUCCAACAUCACGGAGAGGAUCGACGUGGCCUUCGUGGACAGGGCUGACAUCAGGCAGUACAUCGGACCGCCCUCUGCAGCAGCCAUCUUCAAAAUCUACCUCUCCUGUCUGGAAGAACUGAUGAAGCGUCAGAUCAUAUACCCUCGCCAGCAGCUGCUGACCCUCCGGGAGCUGGAGAUGAUUGGCUUCAUUGAAAACAACGUGUCAAGGUUGAGUCUCCUUUUGAGUGAAAUUUCAAGGAAGAGCGAGGGUCUCAGCGGCCGCGUCCUGAGAAAGCUCCCUUUUCUGGCUCAUGCGCUGUAUGUCCAGGCCCCCACUGUCACCAUCGAGGGCUUCCUUCGAGCCCUGUCUCUGGCAGUGGACAAGCAGUUCGAAGAGAAGAAGCAGCUCUCGUCUUGCGUCUGAUCCGGACCCCACCGUGAUCGUGGGCACAGUCGGCAGGUGACGUCGCUGCCCAGAAGUCUCCGAACGCUCUGCCCGGGCCGGAAGCCCACGAGGCUGAGUGGUGUUCAAAGCAGUGUGUCGUAUGUGACGUGUUUUUAAGACGAAUCGGCCUGUCAUUUUCACUGUUUCAAAAGAUGAUUCAAGUUCUGCUCUCUAGGUGUGCUCACUCCAUCCUGCCUCUAGACAGAUGCAAAAUGCUGACAAAAUUGGUUUAAAAUAGGCCAUGAACACAGGCUUUAAGAAGCAAAAGAAAAAACUACAUUGUCUUAAAUAAGAAUGUAAUCCCAGUGUUAAAAACAUCUGGGUCACUGAAAUAUGAGGUGGCCUUUGCUCUCUGACCUGAGCCUCUUUUAUUUGGUGCAAACGGUUCAGAGACUAAUGAGUAAAAAGAGAAAACCUAUUCUUAUGUUCUAGAAAUGGAGAAAACAAUUCAGGAAGAGUGGGCUUCGCACAAAGGUGCUAUUUGUGAGAAAGGUGCAGUUUGGGGAUCGGGUGAGUGUGUGCCACGCAGCUCGGCCCCAGGACAGGCGGCGUCGCGCGGUUUCCUGCCCGUCGUUUUGCAGUAGCGUUGCGGCUGCGCGCGGUGGCACGUCACCCGCUACGGCAAGCUGGCCGGAACUUGGCGCACCUCACAGGAUGUGCUUUGCGCUUACCUGACGCUCAAAUCGAUUUCACGCUCAUGUUUUGUACACGUUUUGAAGACCACGUUGGCUUUUGUUACAGAGCUUUUUAAGUAUUAAAGCGUAUUCCACCAGAA